Molecule: messenger RNA, 795 nt
Organism: Drosophila obscura
Lineage: Eukaryota; Metazoa; Arthropoda; Insecta; Diptera; Drosophilidae
Product: cecropin-C
Exons: 2
Coding region: 447-617 (56 amino acids)
Biological process (GO): defense response to Gram-negative bacterium; antibacterial humoral response; defense response to Gram-positive bacterium
Cellular component (GO): extracellular region
Source: RefSeq, a predicted model, not a curated record
GACCUAAGUAAAUAAACACAUUUUAAAUUGAAGCUAUCGAUAAAUAGAUUACCAAUUUAAACGUUUUUGAAUUUCGCUUAUCGUUUGAUUGAGUUGCCGUUAAUUCCUCAGCACUUUUGUGCCAACCUUUUGCCGCACGCAUAAAUAAAUAUGUACAUACUCGUAUGUACAUGUACAUCCAACUAAAUCGGAGCUGGGAUCCCAAAAGCUUUCUACGAUCGAGCUGCCUAAGGGGAUUCCAAUCUGAUCCAAUCUUGUAAUUUUGUUCGAUAGAAAAUCCCCGACUGCAGGUUUUCAGCAUCUCUUAGGGCUUCUUGACUGCAGGCACUAUAAAAGCUGCCUCUCGUGGUAGUUAGUUCAUCAGUCGCACAGCUCUCCCAGCAACAUCAACAGCAUCAGGAACAUUUGCUUUUAUAUUUUUUUUAUUUUUCUCCAAGAAUUUCAUCAUGAACUUCUACAAGAUCUUCUUCUUUGUUUCUCUGAUCUUGGCCAUCAGCGUGGGACAGUCGGAGGCCGGUUGGCUGAGGAAGCUGGGAAAGAGACUUGAACGCGUUGGCCAGCACACCCGAGAUGCCACUAUUCAGGCCGCCAAUGUGGCAGCGACAGCCCGAGGAUGAAGAGACCCUUAGAGACCAACAGUCUGACUAUAAAAAUUUAAUUUAUUUUCAUAAACUUAAUUCCUUGGGUAAUUCUUAAGUAAAUGUAAAAUCUUUAAAUGAAACUCACUUAAAUGUUUCAUGAUAUACAUAAACGUACUUGAAUCAUAAUACUAUGAUUCCAUUAAUGAAUGUAAUU